Molecule: messenger RNA, 1203 nt
Organism: Aspergillus uvarum CBS 121591
Lineage: Eukaryota; Fungi; Ascomycota; Eurotiomycetes; Eurotiales; Aspergillaceae
Gene: ecm33
Product: GPI-anchored protein Ecm33
Exons: 3
Coding region: 1-1203 (400 amino acids)
Biological process (GO): fungal-type cell wall organization
Cellular component (GO): fungal-type cell wall; plasma membrane
Source: RefSeq, a predicted model, not a curated record
AUGGCCAUCAUGAAAUACGCUAUUCCCGCCAUCGCUGCGGCCCAGGUCGCCCUCGCUGCCAGCUGUGGUAGCAGCGGCAGCACCAUCAAGAUCGCCAGCCAGAGCGAUGCCGACAGCUACGCCACUUGCACGAAGCUCACCGGUGACGUUGAGAUCAGCGAGAACUUCUCUGGUGACCUGAGCAUCAACGGUCCCUACGAGAUCACCGGUGGACUCUCCAGCGAUGGCGCCAGCAACCUUACCUCGCUCACCUCCACCAGCCUUUCCACGAUCGGUGACACCUUCAAGCUGAACGGUCUGACCACCCUGACCACCCUCAGCUUGACCAAUUUGAGCAGCGUCGGUGCCAUCUCCUGGACCGCCCUCCCUGAGCUCCAGUCUCUCGACUUCACCAAGGGUGUCUCCGAGGCUGGCGAUGUCGAGAUCACCAACACCGGUCUUACCAGCUUGGACGGUAUCUCCCUCAAGAGCGUCGGCACUUUCGAUAUCACCGAGAACACCAACUUGAAGACCGUCAACGUCAACGACCUGACCAACGCCACUGGUCUGAUCAACUUCGCGGGUAACCUGGACUCUCUCCAGAUUAUCCUUCCCAACCUUGCCGGUGGCACCAACAUGACCUUCCGCAACGUCAGCGCUGUCUCUAUCCCCUCCCUCAAGGAGCUGAGCGGACAGCUCGGCUUCUGGGGCAACACUUUCUCCAACUUCAGCGCCGCCAACCUCACCAGCACUGGUGAUCUCGUCUUCGACGACAACUCCGACCUUGCCAACAUCAGCAUGCCCGUCCUCAAGACCGUCAACGGUGGUUUCCAGAUUGCCCGUAACGACAAGCUCGAGGAGAUCUCUUUCCCCGACCUUGAGACUGUUACUGGUGCCAUUGACUUCAGCGGUGAAUUCAACUCUGUCUCUCUCCCCGCUCUCGAGGAGGUCAAGGGUGGUUUCAACGUCCAGAGCACCGGUAACCUGACCUGCAGCACGUUCGAGAAGCUGCACAGCAGCAACGUCAUCCGUGGUACCUACAAGUGCACCCAGACCUCCCACCCCACCACCAAGGACGGAUCCUCCGGCACCACCACUUCCACCAGCAGCACCAGCUCUGCUUCUUCCACCUCCACCGACAGCGCCUCCGUCAUGAACAUUGUCAACGUCCCCGCCAUGGGUGCCGCUGCCAUCUUCGGUGCUUUCGUCCAGUACCUUUUGUAA